UUUUAAGACGAAGACAUACGACCUAGGAACAAUGCCUGUGGAGCCUAGCAAGAUUGUGUCAUGCUGCUAAAUCGCUCUAUUUUCUUUUUAUCGCAUCUGCAGGUCAUCGACCUUGACAAAUCAAGCUCUUUGAAAAUUGCGUUAUAAAAAGCCAGAGGCCGUCGCAGUGAAGAAUCAAAUCCUCACUUAAUCUCAAACAAUAGUCACAUUCUUGGUCUUCUUAACACUUGAGAAUAUUUGAAUCUCCCACAAUGUCUGAAUCUAUUGAGCAAGUGCUCGCCAAGCUCCCAAGCGAGUACACCAAAAAGCCCGUCCGCAUUGGCGUCAUCGGCGGCACGGGCCUCAGCAAGCUCGAGGGUUUCACCCCGGUGGCUGCGCUCCACGUGAGCACGCCGUGGGGCGAGCCAUCAUCGCCGAUCCAGAUCCUCGAGCAUGGCGACAUCGCCGUGGCGUUCCUGUCGCGCCACGGCCUGCACCACCAGCUGGCGCCCCACGAGGUGCCCAGCCGCGCCAACAUGGCCGCCCUUCGCCGCGUCGGCGUCCGCUGCGUCGUCGCCUUCACUGCCGUCGGCAGCCUGCAGGAGCACAUCAAGCCCAUGGACUUUGUGCUGCCCGACCAGGCCAUCGACCGCACAAAGGGCGUGCGCCCUUUUACAUUUUUCGACGGCGGCCUCGUCGGCCACGUCGGCUUCGCCGAUCCCUUUGAUGCAAAGGUCGCCGCCGUCAUCAAGACCUGCGCCGACGCCAUGUCGGGUGACGGAGUCGUGCUCCACGACAAGGGCACCGUUGUGGUCAUGGAGGGACCUCAAUUCUCGACCCGCGCCGAGUCGCACAUGUACCGCUCGUGGGGCGGCUCCGUCAUCAACAUGUCGACCCUGCCCGAGGCCAAGCUCGCCCGCGAGGCCGAGCUCGCCUACCAGCCCAUCUGCAUGGCCACCGACUACGACUGCUGGCACUCGAGCGACGACGUCGACGUCGCCAUGGUCAUGGGCUUCAUGGCUGCCAACGGCGCCAACGCCAGGCGCCUCGUGGCCGCCGUCCUAGAUCGCCUGGCCGAGGAGCAAAACGCCGACAUCGUCAACGCCAAGCACCUCGAGGGCGCAUCGGUCGGCGCCGUCAAGUUCAUGACCAAGCCCGAGGGCCGCAGCAAACAGGCCCUUGAGAACUUUGAGUUUCUCUUUCCCGGCUCCGUCUCUGUCCUGAACAGCUAGAAGGAGCAUGAUGUAUGAGGAGUUAGAGCAUCGUUGUUGCGACAGUUAUGCAGGAGCAAUUUCUUGCUAGACAGCAAAGCGUCUAGGCGAUCUCAUUCGCUUUGGAUAGAAUAAAAAAGAAUAAAAAAAGAAACAAGUAUAUACGCAAGAUUUCCAGCUUGGAAGAGAGAA
Molecule: messenger RNA, 1382 nt
Organism: Pyricularia oryzae 70-15
Lineage: Eukaryota; Fungi; Ascomycota; Sordariomycetes; Magnaporthales; Pyriculariaceae
Product: 5'-methylthioadenosine phosphorylase
Exons: 3
Coding region: 252-1211 (319 amino acids)
Biological process (GO): nucleoside metabolic process
Cellular component (GO): cytosol
Molecular function (GO): S-methyl-5-thioadenosine phosphorylase activity
Source: RefSeq, a predicted model, not a curated record